Molecule: messenger RNA, 1404 nt
Organism: Gadus chalcogrammus (walleye pollock)
Lineage: Eukaryota; Metazoa; Chordata; Actinopteri; Gadiformes; Gadidae
Exons: 1
Source: RefSeq, a predicted model, not a curated record
AGUCUGAGCCAAUGUUAUCGGGCGCGUAAGGCUCUCCGUCGGGUUUACCAACACACCGAAAGGAUCCUUAUCGCAGAGGUCUCAUCUAACCCAUUAACAACAGUCAUAGUCAUGUACUCACCCACCAACGUGGCCCCAACUGAGGAGGCGGAGAAGUUCUUCGAGGACCUGGCAACAGCCAUGCGAGGUGUUCCAGCACACAACUUCCUGGCAAUCCCCAGGAUUGCCAGGCUCGGACCAGAGGACACACCCUUCCCAUACCACGACUCUACCAACCGCAAUGGUGCAUACCUCACCGCCCUUCUCAUGGAGCACGAACUACUGGCAGCGAACACCUUGUUCCAGAAAAGACAAGGCAAGAGAUGGACCUUCCAGGAUCGAGCCACACGUAUGGUACGCCAACUGGACUAUAUACUUGUGAGGAGAAAAUGGAGGAACUCCAUCCUUAAUGCCGAACCAUACAGUUCGUUCAGCUCGGUGGGUUCGGACCACCGUGUGGUGUCCAUGAGGGUGCGACUGAGCCUCAGGGUCCCCAAGCCUAGUCCCAAGAUCUGGCACGAUUGGAAGGCAUUCGCAAACGAUCCUGGCCUUCAAACCAGGUACACUGAGGAAGUCAGGAAUCGGUUCCAGCAGCUGGACAAGGGAGCGGAGCCCAGCAGUGAAUAUAUGAGAUUUGUCGCUGCAAACGAGGAGGCAACCAGGAUGUGUGUGCGCGUGUUGGACAGAGCUAGAACCUCCCUGAGGUCCAAACAUCCGGAGGUCGUAGCGGCACGAGGAAGUGUGGAGGAAGCACGCCUCAACUUUGAGCGUGAACCAACCCAGCAGAGACGUGGGGAACUGAGAGAAGCCAAGCAGCUACUGCUCAGUACCUACGACAACAUCAAGGGGGAGGAACUGAUGGAGAAGGUGCGAAGGGUGCAGGCUGCGCAAGGCGAAAAACAGUAUGGGGAAUCCUGGAGGGUCAUCAACGAAAUGACUGGGCGGAAAAGGACAAAGGAGGGACAGGUUGAAGGUCACAGCCCUGAGGAGAGGAUGGCAACCUGGUUCAACCACUUCCGAAGCCUUCUGGGUUCAACAGCAGAUGGGGCCGAGGAAGAAAUUCCACCAGUCCUCCGGAACCUAGACAUCGAUGAUGGUCCAUUCACUGUCACUGAGCUAGCCCGGGCGAAAGGCACAGUGAGAGCUGGAAAAAGUGCAGGGCCAGAUGGCAUACCCCCAGAGGUUUUAAAGAACUGUGACCUGGAUGACAUCAUGCUGGAGUUUUCCAAACAAGCGCUACUGCAAAACAAACUGCCUGAACUAUGGUCUCUCUCCAACAUCAUCCCAGUGCCUAAAUCAGGAGACCUCUCAAAGCCAGACAACUACAGAGGCAUCAGCCUGACAUAGAAGAUAUACAACCGCAUG